AUGUCACUAGCCAACAAGAAUGAUUCCACCAUGGCUAUAAUCCAAGCUAGCGCUUUCUACGAUAACAACAAUUUCGGAGGCGGCCCGAUAAUAAAUUCCUCGCCCGAGGAUAACAACAACAACCACAUGUAUGGCGGGACGCGUGCUUACCUUGAGCCUGAGAGCCCGGAAAAGCCCGGCCACAACUUCGCCAAGAACUUCACCAUGAGCAACUCCUCCUCCGUUUCGAGCCCGAGCAGCACAAACUCCAACGGACUAGGUUAUAAUCAGGCCGCCGCACCUAAUAAUAAUAAUAAUUACAAUCUAUCCGAGGAGGGCAAUUCCGUAAUUAGCUUCAAGCCCGAUUACGGAAGUUUUAGUGGCUCUUUGCUUAGCUUCGAUCAUACGAAGCGGGCUCGUAGAAAUUUGUACCCUAGGCUGAUCGGAGAGGAAGAUGAGUACCCGUUGUGGGAGGAAGAUUUGCACCACCACCCGAGUAGCUAUCAGAGUCAGCUGAUCGAUCCUAAGUGUGCCGGUGCCGCCGGCCAUGGCUUGCCGGAAACUUCCGGCAGCCACCACGAUGCCGCCGCCGGAAACUUCCAGCAGAUGGCGUGGCUGAAUGAUGAAGAGGAGACACAAUCACUAAUGUAUUUUGGAGAUGGUCUUGAAUACGGAGAGAAUGUGCAAGCUAUGAAGAAGCAAUGUGUUGGUUCGAGCAGUGAUUCGAAGAAGCCGAAUCGAAGGGAACGAAUCAGCGAACGGCUAAAGAUAUUACAAGAACUCGUCCCGAAUGGUUCCAAGGUUGAUUUGGUUACAAUGCUAGAAAAAGCAAUCAGCUAUGUCAAGUUCCUUCAGCUGCAAGUGAAGGUUUUAGCUGCUGAUGAAUUUUGGCCAGCACAAGGUGGAAAAGCACCUGAUCUUUCUCAAGUUAGAGAAGCCAUUGAUGCAAUUCUUGCUUCUCAAAGAGAUACAAACUCCAGCUGCAAAUGA
Molecule: messenger RNA, 969 nt
Organism: Erythranthe guttata (spotted monkey flower)
Lineage: Eukaryota; Viridiplantae; Streptophyta; Magnoliopsida; Lamiales; Phrymaceae
Source: RefSeq, a predicted model, not a curated record